AUGGAACUCAACCGAGAACAUUUUCGCGCCAUAAUUUAUUACAACUUUCAGAUACAAUUAUCGCAACAAGAAUGUCUUGCUGAGUUACUGUCUGUUUUCGGAAACGAAGCGCCACAUCAGUCGACAAUUUCCCGUUGGUAUGGAGAAUUCAAACGUGGACGGGUGAUUCUUAGCGACGAUCCCAGGGUGGGUGCACCAAAAUCGGCAGUCAGCCAGGAAAACGUCGAUGCUGUGCGCAAACUCAUCAUUGAAGAUAGACAUGUGACAUAUCACGAGAUUGAGGUGUCCUUGAAGACCUCAAAGACCUCAAUUCAAAAAAUUUUGCAUGAAGAAUUAGGAGUAAGAAAAUUAGUUUCUCGUUGGACACUCCACCUGUUGACUGAAGAGCAGAAAGCAGCCAGAGUUAAUUGGUGUCAAAAAACGCUUGACCGUUUCAAUACCGGAAACUCAAAAAAUGUGUACAGCAUUGUUAGUGGUGAUCAAUCGUGGAUUUACUGUUAUGAAUCAGAAAAUAAACGAAAGUCGGCUAUGGUCGCGACAAUUGUGACAAAAGCGGGUCAUAUUGCAACAAUUCCUCAUAAUGAGCAAAGAACUGUUACUGCGGAUUGGUAUACCACCAUUUGUUUGCCAAAAGUCAUCACCGAGCUUCGAAAAAUCAACCCCGAAAGAAGAAUCAUCCUCCACCAAGAUAAUGCAAGCUCGCACACAGCCCAAAAAACAAGGCAGUAUUUAACGGAAGAAAACGUGGAAUUAUUGGACCAUCCUCCAUAUAGUCCCGAUCGAAGUCCUAACAAUUUCUUUACUUUCCCGAAUAUUAAAAACAGACUGCGUGGUCAAAGGUUCCAGUCACCAGAAGAAGCAGUUGACGCAUUCAAAAAGGCCGUUUUGGAUCUUCCAGCAGACGAGUGGAAUAAGUGCUUCGAAAAUUGGUUCGAACGCAUGCAGAUGUGUAUUAAUCUUCGUGGAGAAUACUUCUAA
This is a messenger RNA of Acanthoscelides obtectus, 978 nucleotides long. The record is from the annotation of a GenBank genome assembly. Lineage: Eukaryota; Metazoa; Arthropoda; Insecta; Coleoptera; Chrysomelidae.